AUGGCCUCUGAAGGCGCCAGCAACAACGAGAGGCUGCUCGCCGCGGCCCGGUCAGACAACGAGGACAUGCUCCUCGAGGUCUUCGAGGAGGGCAACUUUGACAUCAACGCCCAAGACGGGCUCGGGAACACCGAACCGGCUCGAGAAGCGACCCCGCUGCACCUCGCGCUCCGGAUAGAGGACGAGGACCUGCGGGUGGCCGUCGUCGAGAGCCUGCUCGACGCCGGCGCGGACACUCGGAUCAAGGACAAGAACGGCGAGACGGUGCUGGACCUCGUCGACCCGUCCGACGAGGCCGUUCACAAGCUCGUCCGCAAGACGCAAGCGCAGGCGAGCAUGGACCGCGGGGACGUCGCGGACGAUGACGACGACGACGACGAGCAAGGCUCUGGGUCCGGUUCGGACGACGAGUAA
This is a messenger RNA of Epithele typhae, 414 nucleotides long. Its product is annotated as ankyrin. Gene Ontology annotation, molecular function: protein binding. The record is from RefSeq and is a predicted model, not a curated record. The coding region runs from base 1 to 414 and encodes 137 amino acids. NCBI's taxonomy places the organism in Eukaryota, Fungi, Basidiomycota, Agaricomycetes, Polyporales, Epitheliaceae. The transcript has 6 exons.